AGUUUCACAUCAGACAGCAAAAGCUUUAGUUACUUUAUGCCCAAUGGAGGGUCCUUAGUUCUCUCUCUCUCUCUCACUCUCUCUAUCUUCUCUUCGUCUCAAAGUUUCAAUCACUCUUCUUCUUCAUCUUCAUCCUUUCUGAUCUUCUGUUUUUUUCAGGGCAUACAAAAAUUGAGUGCUUUGGGUUAAAGUGUGAUGUCUCCACCAUUGCUGGGCAUAGGAGAGGAGGAGGGUAAAAGCAAUGUCACUAUGUUGGUUUCCUCAUCAACCACCAUGGAAAGUGUGUGCCUGAAGACCUUAGAAUUGAAAGAACGCAACUACAUGGGGUUAUCUGAUUGUUCUUCUGUAGACAGCUCAGUUCCGUCUUUCUCAGAAGAGACUAAAAGUAAUCUGAACCUGAAAGCCACCGAGCUCAGGCUUGGGCUUCCGGGAUCACAGUCCCCUGAAAGAGAUUCCGAUUUUUGCUUAAGAAGCUCAACUCAAUUUGAUGAAAAACCCUUGUUUCCUUUGCGUCCUCUCACUGACGAUCACCAUUCUUCAACCAAGACUGCUGUUUUGGGAAGCAAGAGAGGGUUUUCAGAUGCCAUGAAUGGCUUCUCGGAGGGGAAGUUCCUAAUUGAUUCUGAUAACAAUCCUAUACUAUCUCCGAGGCCCGGUUCUAACUUGGGAUUAAACCCUGGUUCUACACUUGAGAAGGCUGGGGCUCAGCAAAUCAAAAUGAAAGAAGCAGCAACAGCAAAGGAGCCUCAUUCUGCCAAUGAAACUAGACCAAGUAUUAAUUGUUCUGCAAAUAACAGUAACAGUGCACCAGCUACCAAGGCUCAGGUUGUGGGGUGGCCCCCUAUAAGAUCAUUCAGGAAGAAUUCAUUGGCAACUAAUUCAAAGAACAAUGAAGAAGUUGAUGAAAAAGUAGGGGGUGGUGCACUGUUCGUCAAAGUCAGUAUGGAUGGUGCUCCCUAUUUAAGGAAAGUGGACUUGAAUAAUUACUCUACAUAUCCAGAAUUAUCUUCUGCUCUUGAGAAGAUGUUCAGCUGUUUUACCAUAAGUCAGUGUCCAUCUCAUGGAAUUCUGGGCAGGGAAAUGCUGAAUGAAACCAAGCUGAAGGACCUUCUUCAUGGAUCAGAAUAUGUUCUUACAUAUGAGGACAAAGAUGGAGAUUGGAUGCUUGUGGGUGAUGUUCCCUGGGAGAUGUUUAUUGAAACAUGCAAGAGGUUGAGGAUCAUGAAGAGUUCUGAUGCCAUUGGUUUAGCUCCCAGGGCUGUUGAAAAAAGCAAAAGCAGGACCUAGGAAGUGCAGUGUUCCUCUCUAUCCAUCAAACUCUCUGUGGUAUUAAAAGCCUCUGGGCUAUUGGGGGCGAACAAAUCGAGGGCGUGGUGUCUUGGAAGCGAGAACUGAAGGCGUUUUUGAGUGGAUAGAAUCUCAUACUAAGCUGCAUCAAUCCUUGUAUUGUUUAUUAUGUUAUGCUUAACAAACUUCUUUUAAGAUUGUUAUAUUCAAACUUACAAAACCUCCAAAGAUUUGACUGUGGGAGUGUUUAUGAUGUUGUUGAAGGAUCUGUGUUGUGUAAAUUUUGCAGCAUACCUUCAGCAGGGUGUUCUGUGUUUGUGUGAAAGAAAAAAACAAGUUGUAUGUCAGUAUGUUCCUUGCCA
Molecule: messenger RNA, 1649 nt
Organism: Vigna umbellata (rice bean)
Lineage: Eukaryota; Viridiplantae; Streptophyta; Magnoliopsida; Fabales; Fabaceae
Source: RefSeq, a predicted model, not a curated record